Messenger RNA from Xiphophorus couchianus (Monterrey platyfish), 6370 nucleotides. Its product is annotated as myocardin-related transcription factor A-like. Gene Ontology annotation, cellular component: nucleus. Gene Ontology annotation, molecular function: transcription coactivator activity. Gene Ontology annotation, biological process: positive regulation of transcription by RNA polymerase II; smooth muscle cell differentiation. The transcript is spliced from 18 exons. The record is from RefSeq and is a predicted model, not a curated record. The coding region runs from base 1390 to 4410 and encodes 1006 amino acids. NCBI's taxonomy places the organism in Eukaryota, Metazoa, Chordata, Actinopteri, Cyprinodontiformes, Poeciliidae.
UCUAGAUUUAAAGAGGAAAAAUGAAUGUUGCAACCAUGCAGUGUUUUGUUUCUCCUUUGGACAAACUGAAUUCCUAAGCUAAGCAGAUAAGUUAAACUAGCGUCCUAAGUUGGAAAGCUUGAGGUUUGUAGCAAUGUUGAGCUCCAACAUGGCCGCCGCAUGACUAAAACACAGGGACACUUGAAUUUCUAAACAGCUCAGAUGACGUUCUUACUGUUUCCAUCUCAUUAAAUGAGUCACCAGAUAGCCUGUGACUGUUUAAUGUUUGCAUGCAUGAAAUCCUGGGCAAAUUUUUUAAUUUUUUUUACUAUUAGCUUGUUUUGCUAAUGCCAGAAAGGUUGCAUAAAAAUGAGCCAUUAGCAUGUGUUUCGUUUUAUGGUAAUUUAGCUAACAUGUUAUGAGAGGGCUGGUAAAACAAAACAGGACUACUUUCUUUCUUUUUCUUUCCUUUUUGCACAAGCUCAGUCGUUUUCUUAAAGCUUUUGUCCCUGAAUUUAUGUGAUAAUCAAUUUGAAAAGCUGCAUCUCUGCCCUCUUUGUCUCGUGUUAUUUUCAGUUUGGUGAUCUGAAACCUGUAAGUGUGACAAAAAGAAAAAAAGGGCAAAAAUAACGAGAAGAAAUCCAUAUGGGGGGAAAUACUUUUUUCACAGCUCUGUUGAUUUCUUAUUCGGUGAAAAGGGAAGUGAGCCGAAAGCACUCAGAAACAUUUAGUUUUUAACAUUUUUAAGCUGCUUGAUCCUCCUUCGAGGCACAGCUGAUUAGGUGACCCCCUCAGUGCGCUUAGACCAAAAAAAAAAGCUGCACAGUUAUGUGCUGACAUAUAACCCCAGUGAGGAUGUGUGACACAGACCUCGGUAGUAAAAAUUCUCCCAGGCACCUCGUGUUGUUACGCCUCAGAGUUCAAACCGCUGAUCUGCAGACAAGAGUUUCCUGCUCCUUCAUAACUUCAUGUCACCUUGGAAGUUAAGCUCUGUUGUUUUCUGAGAAAACCGUGACACUGAAUAGAUCUUAAGAGUUUUGCAUGGGGCUUAAACUCAGAAGCUCUUUCGGGUGUGAUACCUUUAUUCAGUUUCUUUUUUUGUUGUUGUUUGUGGGGGUUUGUUUUGGGUUUUUUUCCUACAGACUGUCAGUGAAGAUCAAGUGAUACCGCUUAUCGCGCCAGCGUUUUAUCUAAAACUCGAAACAGGAAGCAGCUCGAGUGUGAGCUUCUUCAACUUCCCGUUGUAUUGUGUGACACAGUCGCCGGGGCUCUUCUCAGAGAGGGCCACGACUUUUGACUAGAGACGAUAAAAUUCUCAAACUUGUUGCUUUCAAAAGCUAGUGGCAUUCUCGUAUUUUUCUUUCGUGCUCUGCUUGAUUGAGCAAUGACUCUACUUCUGAGCUUUUUUGCAUGUCUGAGAGCAAAGUUCUUCAGCUGAAGCUGCAACAAAGAAGAAGCAGAGAAGCGGUGGAGAGCUGUGGAGCCAUGCCUCCACUUAAAAGUUCAGCUGCCUUCCACCAGCAGAGACGGGGCUUGGAUCGAGCACAGUCUGCGCACGGUCGCAAGCAGAGGAUCAGGAGUGAGUCAGGGAGUCCCGAGGCAAUCAGGAUGCGGAUCCUGGAUGAGAAGCUUCCAUCCAAACACGCUCAGCACAGAAACGUUCGCCUUGCUGACGACUCGAACAACAGGAUGGCCCACAGAGCGGGGCCCGUAGAGCCGGUCCACAGAAACAUCCUGCCUGUGGACGCGUGUUUCAAACAGGCCGUCACGCAGAGGCGGUUUCCGAAGCCCUCGGGGGGGAACUCAUCAUGCGACGAGGACAGUAAUGACCGCCUGUCUCCACGUCAGUCAGAAAGCCGGGAGCGUCCUCUGGGCAUUCAACCUUCAGCAGAGAAACCGGCCGGCAGCAACCUCACCUCUCCAACUGAGGUUCCUCCGUCAGUUCUUCCUUUUCAUCUCUUCUCCAUUCGUCCAAACUCCUCUGCGCAGAGAACUUUUGGAGUCCCUCAAAUUAAGUCCCAGCGCCUCUCCACCCAGAAACACAAGACAGAAAAGGCCAGCGCACCAAAGAUAAAGAAGCUGAAGUACCAUCAGUACAUUCCUCCUGACAAGAAGGGAGAUGCCGGGCCUCUUCUCGAUCUGGACUCCUCCCACGCCAAGAUCCUCCAGCAGCAGCAGUUCUUCCUCCAGCUUCAGAUCCUCAGUCAGCAGCAGCACAACUACCACGCCCGGCUGCCCGCGGAUCGGGACCCGCCUCCUUCAUCCUCUCCGUCCGACUUGACCUCCACUUCCUCCCCACCUGACUCCUCUCCUUGCAUUCACAUAGGUCCAAGUUCUGGGACAAAAGUCUCAUCACUCCGUCCGAAUCUGGACGAAAUGAAGGUCGCAGAACUAAAGUGUGAGUUGAAGCUGCGCAGGUUGCCCGUCUCUGGCACCAGGAAGGAUCUCAUCGAGAGGCUGAGAACGUACCAGGAACUCUGCAGUACCGCCUCUCCAACAGCAGGGGGACCCAGCGAGCCAGAGCCGGGAAGAGCACGACCGCGCUCCAAAACAGGCGGCAGUUUCGGUGCCAGUGAGCCGUCGCCUCAGCGGCUCUUGAGGUGUGACGGACCCCGCCUGCCGAACGGCGCGAGUCCAGCAGAAACCGGCUUUAACUCUGACCCACUGGGAGAACUGAUGAGCUCUCCUGCCUCUGAUCCCAGCCUUCGGCCGCUCACCACGGCUCCGGCGUCUGCUGCCGUCAAACAGGAGCGCCGACGCUCCGGCCCGGCGCCUUGUCGCUUCUCCUUAAAGUCUACCUCUCUGCAGGAACGCAGCUCGGUCUCUUCUGCGGCCCCCGCUAUUACCGCGGCAACUCCUCCUGCGACUGUUGACAAAGACAGAAUGCUGCAGGAGAAAGAUAAGCAGAUUACAGAGCUCACCAGGAUGCUGUUGCAGAAUCACAGGUUGGUGGAGGAGCUGAGAAUGCAGCUGGGAAACAGUAACCGAGACGCUCCGGAGGCGCACGUUCUCAAAAGAGUGAAGGAGGAACCUCCCGAUAGAUCAACAAGUCCUUUUCUAGUCAUUCUUAGUGAAGAGGAGGUUAUAACCAUCAAGAAGGAAACCGUGGAGGAAGAGAUAGCAUCCAAGAUGCCGCUGCAGGCGUCUAGCCCAACUCAACAGCCUAACAGUCAGACGCAUCCUCAGCUCCAGCAGAAGCAGGUUUGCCUGCAGGACUCUGCUCGACAGCUGGCUCAGCAACAGGCCAUCAGUAGGCUGCUGCUGAUGCAGCGUAACACUAAGAAGCCGCAGCACGCCGCUCAAAGCGUCAACGAGGCGCCGGAAGCCCACCGAAAACCCCAUCCGCAGAAGCAAAGGAGAUCUCAGAAACGGCACCUACAGACGCAGUCUGAGCAGCGUCGCCCCCAGCUGGAGAAAACGAGGCCGGAGCAACAGGUUCUGCUGAGGAAACAAGAGAGCGUCGCCAAGAAGCACCAGCAUCAGAACAACAAACUGCAACCUGUCCAGAUGCAGAGCAGGAUGCAUCCGCAGCAGCAGCAGGAUCUUCUGAGCAACGGCUCCCGCCCAGCCGUGGUCGGUGACAGCAAGAAGAAGCCCAUCCUGAUUCCUUUGACCAAUCACAUUACUGGAGACCGAGGAAAGGCGUCAAAUCCCGAUUUACCUCAGUUCUUUAAUGACACACCGUCGUUAAAGAACAAGACUGAGGCGCGUCAGGAACGUGUGGAGCUGCAGGAAGCAGCGGCCCAUCGUCCGUCAGCGCCACGCAGGCUGCAGAGUCCUCAAACGUGGAAAAACUCCCCUUCGCCUUUCUGUCAAACUGAGAUGUUUCCAGGUCUGGAUAUCUUGUUGAGUCCUCUGUCGUCAGAUUCGGUCGACACGGCAGCCUCGCCGUCUCACGAUAAACUGAGAGACGAGGAUUUCAUCGACCUCAUCCUGCAGGCUGGAGAAACACCUGACACACUGAAAGACGCCAGAGACUUCUCGUUUUCUUCACCUCGCCCGUCACCGCUCCACCUCCUGUUGUCACCGCCCAACUCCCCCAUCAGUGCUGCGCUACAACACGACUCUCCUCUGCAGCCCUGGACUCCAGCCAAAAGCUUGGAUUAUAAGCAACACUUAGAUCUGUGUGGCGGCGGACGCCUGGAGGACUUUCUGGAAGGUAUCCCUGGGAAGCCUCUCCAUGGGGUGGAACCAGGUAUCCUCCCCACUUUGUUUGAUGACCAAAUUAUGUGCACCACCUGCAUUCUGGAACCAGCUCCCGUGGAUUCCUCGGACAGGGAACGGAGCGCGGACCGUAAGGAAUGGCUGGGCUUCCCUGUGGGAGGAGAGAGCGAAUGGGAAACGUCCACACUGGUCCCCCGAACGCCCCCGAGUGUGUUCUCAGCAGACUUCCUGGACUGUUCCGACCUUCACAUGGACUGGGACUCUUGAAUGUAGCUGGAAACAGUCAAAAAAGCAACUCAAAGUUUAGUCUAUGCCUGACUUUUCAGGAUUUAAACCAAGCACAAAGUCUGUGUCAUUUUUUAUUCUGCCAUAUUCAGUCUUAAACCAUUUUCACAUUUAUUUAUUUUGUUGACUUGCUAAUACGUCUCAGGCUGGUCCUACAGAUGGAAACCUAGUAGAUAGUUGGACACUGGAAAGGUUUAUGUGCCUUUAGCACAUAUACCUUGUGCUAAAGGCUAGUGGCACUGCUAGUGCCAGUGGUGGGUACUGCUAGCUUAAAGGUUAGCUGCACUAACCCUAAACCACUAAUCAUAAACGUUAGCUGCGCUCACACUAAAGCAACAUAGUGUCUGGCAGAAGCUAAUGCUAAAGCUAAAGCAUUAAAGCCAGUAAUUGCUUGCACUGUGUCAGGUUGCGCUUCAAGAAGUGAUUCUCUGAAACAGACCAGUCACUCGUGGUUUCAGUGUUGAGCAUUGCUAACUCUGUUAGCAGAUUGUGGCCAAUUGCCCACAGCAGGGCUUUGGUCAGAAAGCACACCUGACAUCAAUGGAUUUUUAAUGCAUUCUGGGUAGAGUUAUGGUUAUGGUGCGUUCACACCAAACACAUUUCGUGCGUCUGGUUUAUAUUCAAAGUCUAUGUGGAGGUGCGUCGAGGGCCCGGCGAUUUGAAACGUUUGAAGCAUUUGAGCAUCCAACACAUCCGACAACAGAAAACAACGGCUCGAGCGUCCACCCCGACACGCCCCAACAUAGACUGUGAAUGUAAACCUGACGCACAAAACUCUAGGUGUAGAGUGAAAUGUUAAGCAUCUGCAUUCAGAGUUCACACGCGUUGAACCUGAAGCGUUGGACGCGUUUGGUGUGAACGCGCCGUUUGCUGCACCGCGUUAACGGUGGAGAACGUUAGGAGAGGAAACGGAAGGCCUGCGUAAGCGGUCUUUGCGGACUUCAAAGUAAGAGCGUGACUAUAGACGUCUUCUUGACAAAAAAUCUUAACAGACAAUAACCAAAAGCUCAACGCAGACGUCAAAUUUUAUUCCAGCAAAGAUUCACAAAACAGCCAAGUAAAUUAGCACCUUGGAAUUUAUUUGGAAAAAUUAAUUUAGGAGAAGCUAAUAACAUUGGAGCCUUAGGUUAGGAUUGUAAAUGUGCAGCUGAAUGACAAUAAAGUCUAUAAUUGCACAAGACGUUUAGCAAAAACGCAAAAGUGCUGAGUGAAAAAUGUUGGCCUGCUGUAGGCGGAUUAGCAGAAGUGUGCCCACUCACUCAAUCUGAUUUUUAGUCAGGCAUCGACUUGAAUCCACAGCCUGUUGCGUCACACGGACAAAUGAGUUUCAAAAGCAGACUCCUUCUCUGUUUACACUUCGUACGCGCCAACUGUACGAACAAUUGGCGCGUAAAGGGAGCCAAGAAAUAUCUUUGAAGUUUUUGCACAUUCCCAACAAAUUAAGGCUGCAGGAUUGAUCUAACCCUAAUUUUACAGAUCUCUUCUAAACAUUUGAGAUAUUUGUUGUGCAAGACAUUCAUACCAACCUUUUGUUAAAGGCUCAAAAGCGAUAUUAAACUGAUAAUAUUUCAUAUUUUUUUAAAAAGGGGAAAAAAAGCUAAAUGUGAAGCCUACAGGUUUAUUUGUCUUGAUAUUGCAUGUCCAAAGCAUUGUAUUAUUAACACGAUAUUUCUUAGAUUAUUUUUUUAAAGCAUUCUUUUACUCUGUGAUGAAAUUUGUGACGUAGCUUGAAUGUAACCACGUGGAAAUCUCACUACUCCGUCUUACGGGAGCAGCACAUGCACACAUUCAACACUGAAGCCUAAGUGUGUGUGUGACAUUUACACCACUGUAAAUUACUGUGUUUCUUGUUGUUGUGAAGAAGGUACCACGGCGAUGGCAAAUUAGAUUGAUCGUGACGUCAAUAAAUUCCUACUGAAUGAAUAAUCAGGAGUAUCUUUAA